Molecule: messenger RNA, 3356 nt
Organism: Meriones unguiculatus (Mongolian gerbil)
Lineage: Eukaryota; Metazoa; Chordata; Mammalia; Rodentia; Muridae
Gene: Cab39l
Product: calcium binding protein 39 like
Exons: 13
Coding region: 525-1529 (334 amino acids)
Biological process (GO): intracellular signal transduction
Molecular function (GO): protein serine/threonine kinase activator activity
Source: RefSeq, a predicted model, not a curated record
CGUCUAGAGAGCCGCAUCGCUGGCGUGGUGGCGCAGCUGGUCCCUCGGGUUUCUCUGUGGAGACUUGGCUUUCCUGUACCCACUUUGUCGACCAAGCUGGCUUCAAAUUCAUAGAAAUCCGCUUGCCUCUGCCUUUGUCUGACUGUUUCCCAGUAAUUCAGGGCAGGAAAAAGAUUUGGAAAGACAGAAAUCAAAGAAGAUGGGAAACUGCUGCCAGCAAAGACCAUUUAGUGAAGAAUUUGAGUGCAAAGAGCUUUUCUAGAGAGGAUAAACAUCCACCUUGAAGAAGAAAGAACAUCAGGAGCUAAGAUUCAAUUUAACCCUGUAGUGGCUGCUUGGAAGAUGAAGAUGCAGACUCCAGAUUGGUGGUUUAUAUGCUGUUCAUGCAAGAGCCAUGCACUAAAGGAGAGAGCUAACUGUGCUGACCAGUGACCAAAGGCUGCAGGCAUUGGAACAGAUUUGCGGAAGAUACAGGCUAUCUAAGCAUUCCAUAUUGGAAGAAGCAAUUUUUAUAUGAAAAAAAAAUGCCUUUGUUUAGUAAAUCACACAAAAAUCCAGUAGAAAUUGUGAAAAUUUUGAAAGACAACCUGGCAAUUUUGGAAAAGCAAGACAAAAAGUCAGACAAGGCCUCAGAAGAAGUGUCAAAGUCUCUGCAGGCAAUGAAGGAAAUUCUGUGUGGUACAAACGACAAGGAGCCCCCCACGGAAGCAGUGGCUCAGCUGGCACAGGAGCUCUACAGCAGUGGACUGCUGGUGACACUCAUAGCUGACCUGCAGCUGAUAGACUUUGAGGGGAAAAAGGAUGUGACCCAAAUAUUCAACAACAUCCUGAGAAGACAGAUCGGUACACGUUAUCCGACUGUGGAGUACAUCAGUUCUCACCCUCACCUCCUGUCCAUGCUCCUCAAAGGCUAUGAAGCCCCACAGAUUGCCUUACGCUGUGGGAUUAUGCUAAGAGAAUGUAUUCGACAUGAACCACUUGCCAAAAUCAUCCUUUUUUCUAAUCAGUUCAGAGAUUUCUUCAAGUAUGUGGAGCUGUCCACAUUUGAUAUCGCUUCAGAUGCCUUUGCUACUUUUAAGGAUUUGUUAACCAGACAUAAAGUGUUGGUAGCAGAGUUCUUAGAACAAAAUUAUGACACUAUUUUUGAAGACUAUGAGAAACUGCUGCAAUCUGAGAACUAUGUGACAAAGAGACAAUCUUUAAAGCUGCUAGGUGAGCUGAUCCUGGACCGCCACAACUUCGCCAUUAUGACCAAGUACAUCAGCAAGCCGGAGAACCUGAAGCUGAUGAUGAAUCUGCUUCGAGACAAAAGCCCCAACAUCCAGUUCGAAGCCUUCCAUGUCUUUAAGGUGUUUGUGGCCAGCCCCCAUAAAACGCAGCCUAUCGUGGAGAUUCUGUUAAAAAAUCAGCCCAAACUCAUUGAGUUUCUGAGCAGCUUCCAGAAAGAAAGGACAGAUGAUGAGCAGUUCACUGACGAAAAGAACUACCUGAUCAAACAGAUUCGAGACUUGAAGAAAGCAGCCCCGUGAAGAUGGGUCCCGCCCUGACAGCCGUUUGCCUUGCCCAGUGUGUACAGUGUUGUUUCAGGGCCUCUGCUCUUGGGAAGGCUUUGAAGGUCCUGUUUUUCUCAAUCGAUUGUUUAAGGUAGAUUGAAUAUAAAUAUUUGAAUGGAAAAAAUCAACCUAGAGUAAUACAUUCAUUUUAAUCAAGUCUGUGAUUGCUUGUGGAAUCAGCCAUUAUAUUAAACCUUGAUAAAAGCAAGUGUAACUGCAGAGCUGGACCCUGGGUCACCCUGGCCAUCAAGUAGGAGCAUAAGUGUCUCUUGAGACAGACAGUGGGGAGGGAUUUAGACAGGCUUUUCAGUUACUGAAGAGAUAGGAGACAGGGCUGCAUUAUCUGCUCUGAGUGCACUUUCAUUCCCUGCUUGCUACCUCCUAGCUGUAGUAAGUGGUUCUUAAUUUCCAGAGGAGCAGGUACCCAACUCUCAGCUCAAUCUCUGCUCACUGUCUCUCAUUGUGUCCAUGCCUGCUCCAGGGCCCGUGCCCAUUCCAACUGUUGAGGGCUAGGCUGGGAGCAGUUAAGGACCAAGUUAGACCAACAAGGGCCACAGGGUCAGAGAACACUCAUGGGCUGUGGCUCACUCAGAGGAGACUUGCAAACAAGUGGUGGUAGUCACCGAUGUGCUUUAGGUACUUUGGGAGGGUCAGUGAGUAUGAGGAUGUUUCCUUAAUAGCUGUUGUUAUGGGGUGACUGUUUUGAGAGGCAGGAUCACGGGAGGUGGAAUCACGAACCAUGGGGCUAGAAGGUUGUAGUAGACUUCCAUCAGCAGAGAGGCAAGUGAGUCAUGCAUAAAAAUUGUUUUCAAAUGACCAAAGGUUCUCUCUUGUCAGUGUGUUCUGUAAUAAACUGUCAUUCUGUGACUGCCUAUCAGUGUCGUCAAUGGGCAGUUAAAAAGUUGGUCCCAAAUACCCUCUUUUGUGCUAGAAUAACAAAGAUGUUCAUUUGUAUCCCCUUAACAGGGACAGAAAGGUGUUUUUUGUUUGUUUGUUUGUUUGUUUGUUUGUUUGUUUGUCUUGUCUUGCUUUGUUCUUGGUGAGGGCCAUGGGGUAAGGCCAUGGGGUAAGGCCAUGGGGUAAGGCCAUGGUUUGUCUUCAUCCUCAGACAUUCAGGUGGAUAUUUCCCAGGCACUCACGCUACAAUUGCUUAUUUGCUCUUCAUGUCCUGAAUUUCCUUGGCACUUGACUGCUGUCUUUCUUGUCUUUGGCUAUAUAUAUCUCCACCCAGAGACAGGAAGGGAAGUAUUUUCUCCGGUAUAAAUGUCUGUAGUGGGUUUUCACCGGAGAAUUCCCUGGAAGGGCACUUUGCUUCUCGAUGGGGUUCAGCUGUAUUGCUCCCAUGCAGCCCCCGGUGACCUACGUCCUUCCGUCAUGGGAAUCAGAUUUAGUUUAAAAUUUUCCCCAAUAGUACAGAGUCCCUUAGAAUUUGACCCUUCUAGCUUUGCUUAUUUGAUUACCUGAGAAAAAAUGGUGUAUGUGUUUCCAUAGCAUAUUGGGACACAAGCAAGGACAUAUUCUGAUUUUAUCUCAGUUAAAAACAGUUGUUUUCUCUGGAUCUGAAUUGGCUCUUUCCCAGCAUCCCUUUAUCAUGGCUGUGUACCUGCUGGGCAGAAAGCUACAGAGUCUGAGAGGCGGUGAAUGAGGUAGUUGGGGUGUUGAUGUGAGUUUAUAAAUUAUUCACUCAGAAGGGGAUACUUGGAGCUCACCGCCACGAUGUCACUGCAAAUGCUGUAAGACUUGAAUGUGGAGAAGGUCAUAUUUAACAAGAAGCACAGUUAAAAUAAAUAAAAUUACCACACA